UAGGCAACCAAAGAGUGGGUGAGUUAGUAGAUGCCACCAACCUUGCUUAGUUGACUGAGCGAUUGAGUGGCUAAAGUAUUUCCUCUGCCUACAUCCCCCAGAAUGCUGUGCAGUUCUGGAUUAUACUUCAGUAAUUAUUUUAUAUAUCUAAUAUAGAAUAUUUUAUCAGAUCACAUGAUCAAUAUCUGUUGAUAUUGAUUGCGUUCCUAUCACGAUCAAUUAUUGAUGUAUUGCCCAGCUCUACUUUUAACUGACCAAAUGGAAAGUUGUGGUGAAACACCAGUACUUGAACAUGGUGCUCAGCAGACUAAGUCAUUCAUUCCUGGAAUGCAUUUCUGUUUUAUUUGUUGUUGUUUUUUCCACUUCAGCUUGAGACCUACAUGGAUGAGAAGUUCAUCACUAGAGCCUUUUCCACAAUGGGGGAACAGGUGGUGAAUGUGCGAAUCAUUCGGAACAAGAUGACAGGUUCUCCAUCUCCCAGGGGGGCUUUGGGUUACUGUUUCGUAGAGAUGUCGGACGAGGCCACAGCUGAAAGGUGUCUGCGCAAAGUAAACGGGAAAUCCAUGCCAGGAGCCAGUCCGCCUACAAGAUUCAAGUUGAACAGAGCCACAUUUGGGAAACAGGAGGCUGGUCAGAUGUUUUCUCUGUUUGUGGGAGACCUGACUCCAGAGGUGGAUGAUGGGAUGCUUUAUGAGUUCUUUUACAACCGUUACCCGUCCUGCCGUGGUGGGAAAGUGGUCCUUGACAGCAUGGGGAACUCUAAGGGCUGUGGCUUUGUUCAGUUCCCAGAUGAGCGGCUUCAGAAACGGGCAUUGGAUGAGUGUCAGGGUGCUGUGGGACUCGGGGGCAAACCUCUCAGGCUGAGUCUGGCUGCUAAUAACUUAAGAAACAAGCUGCAGCAACAGCAGUCAGAAAGCAAACAGUCAUGGCAGUCCAGCUCAGGAUACAGAUACGGCUAUGACCAGUAUGACCAGUACCAGCAGCAAGCGUAUCCAGGGUAUUACUCCUCAUGGGGGUAUGAUCAGACUGCAGGAAUGUAUGGUUACACUUAUCCUCAGUAUGAUUACUCGCAGUAUGCCCAAGUACAGGAAAGUGAAGCAGUUCCAGAUGAAGAAGCAGUUGAAGAUCCCAGCCUGGUGGUGGACGUAGUGGAGACUAACAGGAGCUUUAUUGACCUCAGUGAAGAACUGUACGAUGCAAUCAUAGACUGCCACUGGCAUCCUCCAGAGUUCUCUGCAAAUCAAGACUAUAUUGUUUCCAACCUGCCUGACCCCAUUUCCAUAUAAAAAACAUUUUCAAUUCCUUUUUGUUUUAUUUUCUGAAACACUGAGGAAAUAAAUUGAUUUUUAUUCAUAAAAGGUCUGAGUUAAGUGAAAUCUCACAGUAGGUUAGUUUUAUCUCUCUUCAGUCACUAUCUGCAUUUUGUUCAACACAUUCAGGAGGUUAAAGAUGAUGGGAAGCUUGAAUGUGUAGUUAUAAAUUCUGAGCAAAAGAAUAUUAGGAAUUGAGGUUGUGAAUUGUGAACAUACAUUUGUCAUAGUAUGUCACCAUUAUUAAUGCAAUAAAAUGUUACAGAACUAAAAAGUUUGCUGAAAAU
This is a messenger RNA of Poecilia latipinna (sailfin molly), 1597 nucleotides long. RefSeq names its product tRNA selenocysteine 1-associated protein 1. NCBI's taxonomy places the organism in Eukaryota, Metazoa, Chordata, Actinopteri, Cyprinodontiformes, Poeciliidae. Gene Ontology annotation, molecular function: tRNA binding. The record is from RefSeq and is a predicted model, not a curated record. Gene Ontology annotation, biological process: selenocysteine incorporation. The coding region runs from base 381 to 1286 and encodes 301 amino acids. Gene Ontology annotation, cellular component: nucleus. The transcript has 8 exons.